This is a messenger RNA of Blastomyces gilchristii SLH14081, 4873 nucleotides long. Its product is annotated as 2-dehydropantoate 2-reductase. The record is from RefSeq and is a predicted model, not a curated record. Gene Ontology annotation, biological process: pantothenate biosynthetic process. Gene Ontology annotation, molecular function: 2-dehydropantoate 2-reductase activity. Gene Ontology annotation, cellular component: cytoplasm. The transcript is spliced from 3 exons. The coding region runs from base 3159 to 4190 and encodes 343 amino acids. Lineage: Eukaryota; Fungi; Ascomycota; Eurotiomycetes; Onygenales; Ajellomycetaceae.
CUUAAAUCCGUGGAACCAUCCAUAAGUUAUUUCUUUCCUCCAAUCAUUCCCCUCUGCUGGUCCACGGGUGGUGGUGGCUUUAACCCAAUAAUUAUUAAUGAAGAUCUCUGGAUGCUAUUGUUUGCAAACAAAUAUAUAAAAUAAAAAGCCCUCCCCAGCAAGCAGUUACGCAACCCCAUGUUUUUGUUUCAAGUUGAAACCUGUCGAUUGAUGGAGCUAAAUGUAGAAAACUCCUCCCUAUCCCGUAUGGCCUGACCUGCGCCUAUUUUGUUUUUGGAAAUCGAUUAAUGAGGCUAGUAUUUUUGUUGGCCGGGAAAAGAGUCGAGAGCGAUGGCAAAAUGAGAACCGUUCAUGGACGAGUGGCCACCUGGCUGAAAAAUAUUCUCCGCUUAUGAUCAUACAUCUUAGGUAAAAGAUGUAAAGUAUAAAUAUACAUAGAAAAAUUAAAAAACGAUAACGAAAUCAGACAGCAGAAACAAACAAGAGCAGAAGAGGAAAGGAGAAGCAAUACUAACUCCUUCUCGGGUGGUAGAUCUAGAAAGACUAUUUUCUGCAGUCGCAAUCGAAUAUCUCCUGGAGGACGGCAGAAGUUAAAGCGGAUUGAUGAAUCUCGAGAAAAGGAUCCAGCAACAGAAAACGGUUCUGCUAGGCCAGAGUGGUUUUACAUUUCUAUAUCCCAUCGUACUGCGGCCGUUGAAUGUUUCUCAGAACACUCCGAUCCGCUCCAGCCUUUAGCAAUAACUCCAUAGCACCUUUCACGCCGAUUGAGAACGGCGGAUGCCAACCCAACUGUAUCUUUAGCGUCCGUUCCUCUCUCGCGAGAUGCUCCAGUAAAAGAGUCGCGACGUGAGGACAGCCUCUCUGCGGCGCUUCCUGGCAUGCCUCCGGGGUGAUCUCGGCACCAUGGUCAAACAAUAGCUGAAUGAUGGGUAGAUCCCUGCAGCUAACUGCUCGGCUCAACGGCGUUCUUCCAGAUCUAUCAGCGUAGUUUACUUUUGCCCCCCUGUCGAUAAGGUCCUUUAUUCUGUCGAGAGAGCAACACUCAACAGCAACGGCCAGUGGCUGUACAACCCUUUCAGGGGUGUUGACAGGCGAGCCGCUGUCAAGAAGCAACUCUAUAAUGUCCUCAUUGUCGUUACUCAACGCAAGGGCCAGCUUCGAAGGAGAAGAAUGGCUAUUUGCAUCUUCCUCAUCAGGGUCCUCCCCACUGGCCAGUAGCAGUUUCAACAGUGUAAUGUUGUUUGAAUCUAUGGCGUAAGCAAAGGCUCCCUUCCUAAAGUCCCGAAUAAUAGCUUGCGAAACCCUAGCUCCUAACAGAAUGAGCUGCUCCACGGAGAUAAGAUCAUUGGAAAAUAUGGCCUGGGCUAGCGGUGUCAUCAGAUCUUCGUCGUCUUCCUCGUCGAGACCACCUAAAAAGUGGGCAUUAAGUAGUUGAAGCAUUUCCGCUCUGUUUGGUUUGCCACUGGUAACUGCAUAAUGAUAAACUGUCGACAUUACCAACUUGCUCCCGUGCUGAUGAGCACCGUUCUCUAAAAGUACAUUUAUGCAGGACAUAUAUCCUCGAACAAUCGCAACUCCGAGAAGCUUAUGUAAACCAUAAGUAAAUUCGAACCUGGAGUCGACAGCCCUGUUUACAUGUUCGUCAUCCUUGUUUGUGGACUGCCACUCUGCAAUUUGACACUGGAUAGAUUUGAGGGCAAUUGACUCGGUAGCAGAGCUGAGAAGGCACUCGGCGGAGUGGUAUUUGACCAAGAGACGUCCAAUUUCAACGUUCCAUAGUCCUAGGACAAUGUUAGACUGAGAGAUCCAUAGACCCACCAUGAAAUAGCGACUGUGAGGGGCUUGAUUCAGGCGCGGAUUGUUAAAGCCAUGAUACCUACGGCAAACAAGAAGAUAUUGACUAAUACCCUUCAAGGACUCAAAAAGGCCAUUGCAAAAUGUAGGGAGCAACUUGCUGAGGAUGAGAACUUGGAUCUCAUGCGGCAAUGUAUUCCAAUUCGACUCCAUCAAGGCGCUGAGCAUCGACGAGCGGUGAUGAAAAGGAUCUGCACGCGUUAACCACCAUACAAAAGACUGUAUGCAAAUACACUCCGUACUCUUUGCCAAAAAGAAGAGUUUGGGGUUGAGCAACGCGUAGACGAAGUAGAAGCGCGAACAACACCAUAGAGUCACGUGUUCAGGGGAGCCCUGGAGCUGCUUCCUCCAUAUUGCUCCUGCGGGCAAUACCACGGUCAAUAAAAGCAUCAUCAAGCUCCUGUCAUCGGUCUGGUUAACCCGGCUUGGGAGAAAGUGCUGGAAAAAGCUUGGAUGACUACAUCGGUCUUCUUUCUGAUCGUCAGGACUGGAUUGGAUGCAGCGCUCUCGGGUUGGUUCAGGAGGCGACACUGCAGCAUGCCAGGAACAAAUUAUUACACGCAGGAUGCAUGCCGGUCAUCCUAAUGCUUUGUUACACUCUCAAUGCCGUCGUCUGCAGCCUUGCAAGUGAAAGACAACUUGAUACACCGCGUCAGGGCACACAGCUCGUGGGCUUGGGAGAAGAAUAUUGACAAAACUUGGGAUUGUUUCCUAUCAUUUUCGUUGCCUUCCGGCAUGCUGAUAUGAAACUGUAGUUAGUAAAUAUCAAUGAACUUGGCCGUGCGCUGAGUCGCGAAUCCGGGCAACUUCGCGCUCUGGUUGCACCCUGUCACCCGGAACGAAAGGGCGCUGAAAUUGGGAUACUGGCAAACUUUGCGGUUGCCACUGAUUAAGUGCUCCCGGCCGAUUCCGCUGUCUCGAGGAAAGGUAUAGAUUACACGUCGCUAUUAUUGGGAAUUCGUUAACAUCUUAUGUUGGAUUCGAUCUGAUAGGAAGAAGUCUGGGGAUGACUAACUCUGGUUUCGUUAUUCCAUACUCAUUUACCUUCUUCCCCCUUACUCACUUUGAACUUCGUAAAAUCGGCUGACAUUCGGUUAAAUAACCGCCAUGAAUGAGUUUAAAUUGUGGGGGGGGAUCCACCACCAACCCGCAGAACAACUUCCAAGUUGAUACGCUGACUGAACCAGCUCCGUUUCCCGACGUCACGUCUUUGCACUGUCCGUUGAAAAGCAACCAAGAUUAGUUAAUUUCUGCGACCUCUCCAACCAGCUCAUAGAGAACACGGACUGAACGAAUCCCUCACCAUGGCAUCUUCCAGCAGUAUCACCAUCCAUGUUCUAGUCGUGGGUACCGGCGGAGUGGGGACAAUGGCAUGCGUGGCCCUCGAAAGAUCUGGGCGCGCAAAAGUCACAGCAGUCCUACGGUCCAACUACAGUCACGUCCAAGAGAAUGGCUUCACAAUUGAUUCGAUCGACCAUGGGAAGUUGACAUCAUGGCGGCCCAGCGCAAUUGUAAAUGCGGUACCCAAAGCUGACCCAGCUCAUCCAUUCGACUAUGUUGUUGUUACGAUGAAAAAUAUCCCUGAAACAUGCAACAUUCCAGAAACAAUCCGGUCAGCAGUGACACCAGGACAUACCGCUAUUGUCCUAAUCCAAAAUGGAAUUAACAUCGAGCCGGAGUUUAUCAAGGAGUUUCCCAACUGUGUGUUGCUCUCAGGUGCUAGUUACAUAGGUGCUCAUCAGCGAGAUGGCCAUGUCAUCCACGACGACCACGAUCGCAUGGACCUAGGAGCCUUCCGCAAUCCAUCCCUGGACCCUUCAAUCGAACAAGCAAAGCUCAAGGAGUUCGCCACUGUUUAUACAGCCAGCAAUGCGGUCGAUAUCAACAGAGUCGACGACAUCGUGCUGUACCGAUGGCGAAAGCUGUUGUGGAAUGGCACCUUCAAUCCACUGUGUGCCAUUACCCAGCUAGACAGUGCAGCGAUCAGGAAAUUCGGGGGCGAUUACAGCUUAAUCCGGCCUGCCAUGGCGGAAAUAGUAGCAAUCGCCCGUGCUGAUGGCUAUGAACUUGGAAACAAUGUUAUCAACGAGAUGAUUGAGGCGACGCCGCUUGAGCUCUCGUUCCGACCAAGCAUGCUCGUUGACGUGGAUAAAGGGAAUCCGGUUGAGGUGGAAGCAAUAUUAGGUAACGCUUUACGGAUCGCGAGGGGUAAAGGUGUCCAAACACCAGUCUUGGACAAUACCUAUCGCUUCCUAAAAUUGAUACAGGCCCGACUUUUGGAAGCGCGUGGGUUGAUUACUACACCUAAUGAAUUACCUACCCAUGAUUUCAUAUAGGAAGCACUAGUAUAUGGUUUGCAUGUUAGAGCUACCUAGUGAGUAGAUGAAUGGUAAAUCCGUAUUAUAACUUCUCUGUAACAAUUCAUAUUGCCUCGGCUCUCAAGCAUGCUUCAAUCCCUCUCUGGGGCCCAUGAUCAAGAAGAACAGAUCCAGUGAAUCAUCAGACAUGGUUACUGCGCUCAACAACCUCCAAGAACAGAAUGCUCUCUCCCCGACCUAGGCCCACAACAAGAUCAGGCAGUGAGAUGGACUGGACUCAAAUCGCUACCUCUCAGCUCCCCAUGUCACACAGGUCAGAGAUAUCACCUCAGUGAGACUCUCUGUCACAUUCUUCAAAUCAACGACUGCAUUCUUCAGAGACUCUUCAGAAAACAGAGCUAGUACUGAUAACACUGACAACAACACAGAUAUAUAAUGAAGAGAUAGUUCUUCUUCUCCUUAUGAAUGAUUCAGAUGAACUGCUGAAAGUUCAAGAAUAAAAUCAUGUAUCAUUUCUUGUUCAAGAUUAUGAAAAAUCAUAUAUAUGUUAGAAAAAGCACCUCAAAUGUAUCAAAUCUUGAACACAUCAAAUCCAUCCGUCCAUCCAUCCAUUCAUAUCUGCUCAAUCUAUGAAUUCAUCCUUGUAAAGUAGCAUUUAAAUGCCUAGUUCAGAACGACCACUAAAUACGUAUACUAAUGAU